Messenger RNA from Caenorhabditis angaria, 819 nucleotides. Lineage: Eukaryota; Metazoa; Nematoda; Chromadorea; Rhabditida; Rhabditidae. The record is from the annotation of a GenBank genome assembly.
AUGCUACGACUAUUAAUUCUUCUUUUAUUAACAAUAACUGUUGCCAAUGCAAUCGAAUGUUAUUCUGGAUCUGAUCUUCGUGUUAUAAAUUGUCCUUCAAUGUCAUGUAUCAAACAAACACUCGGUUUAGACACGGUUAGUUCGAUUAUUAUGUGCUUAUUUAUUUAUUUGUUACAUCUAUAUGUUUUUAUUUGUUGUCAUAGAUUAGACACGCUUUCUGAAUUUCGACCAAUUCACAAGGUCAUCAUUUUCUUCUUUAAGGAAUAGUGGAACAAAAUUUCAAAGGGACAGUGACCCCACAAAAAGUGCGCGAAAAUUAUACUCUUCCCAUUCUGGCUAAUUAUUAUAUAGAUUUUCUGGGAAAGGAGAAGGGGGAACGGCUAAUUACACACCAGGUGUCAUCAAAUCUGGUUUUUUUUUGACUUCUGACUUUUCUAACAAGAAGAAUAUAUGUAAAAUAUGGGGUUGUUAUCUUGGAUUUCUGCCAGUCAAAAAAGUUUUCCUGGGUGGUCUCGAGGGGGAUUAACAGGUUUUUGAUGUUGAACUGAAUUGUCAAAAAAAUGUUUCUGAGAAGCUAAACUAUUUUUCAGAAAGUGAAUAAAAAUUGAAUCUGACAAGAAUAAUUUGUUUCAGGUUCGAUAUUGUGAUGGAACUGGUGUGUCUUCAAUUUGCCAAACCUACCGUAUUGUUGAAACUUGUGAUACAAUUCCAAAUCUUGGAUAUAUUUGUUGUUGUGGUGGAGAUCUUUGUAAUUCUUCACGAACUUUAUUUUCAACUUUCGUUCCUUUUAUUUUAGCUUUUCUUAUUUCCUUAUUUUAA